Molecule: messenger RNA, 2105 nt
Organism: Limulus polyphemus (Atlantic horseshoe crab)
Lineage: Eukaryota; Metazoa; Arthropoda; Merostomata; Xiphosura; Limulidae
Product: metabotropic glutamate receptor-like
Exons: 2
Biological process (GO): G protein-coupled glutamate receptor signaling pathway; regulation of synaptic transmission, glutamatergic
Cellular component (GO): membrane
Molecular function (GO): group II metabotropic glutamate receptor activity
Source: RefSeq, a predicted model, not a curated record
CGUUCGGACCACGUUUGUAACCUACUUGUCAAAGGUUAUCAAAAGAUGGACUGUACUGUACUGUACCUGGUGGCCAGUAACAAUUAUAGAUCCCUCUAGGCUUUUGGAAAAGACGGAGAGCAUCAAGACUUUCUAUACUCGUCUUCAAGUAUUAGAAGUGGCAUUCUUUUCUUACCUACAAAGACAGUAAUUAAGCAUUUCUACUCGACUAGACCUUGCCUAUUCAAGGAUUCGGGCCAAGCAUGAGGUUGUCUGUGGCCAUAGAAACGACAAGCAUUUCAAGUACACCCUUUAUACUGGACUCAAGAGGAUAUGUAGGCUUUACCCGUAAAGUUUCACAUCUUUCAUUUCUAUCUCGCAGCAUUGAGUAAUGAACUACAAGUUAAGUUGGAUAGCGGCGUCACUCUAUUGUAUCCGUGAGUAAUAUGUUGGUUGACUCGGUAUCCUGCGGAAGCCUAAAGUCUGAAUACUGCGUAAAAGACAAUAACAUUUGAAUAACCGUUUGUUUGCUUCUUAUUCACAUUGUUAGAAACUAUAGUUUUCUGCAAGAGAAAUUCUUCUACAAUUUACAGAAAAUCAUACAAUACCAAGUCCAUAAUUAUAACAGUUAACUAAAUUGUUUCAAAACGUGUGCUGUAAGUAAACAUAGACAAUAGAAGACGACAAUAAGACAAUCUAACCUAGAAAACCGACGUUUUUCGAAACUGAAGAACUUAGAAACCGAGGAAAUUUUAUUGCUACGUGUAGACUUCACAUCUACAUAAUGAGUGUGAUUUGCUUAAUUUUGAGAGCACUGCUCGCCAGUGCAUUUUUGUGGUUGGCUAUUUAUGACAUUUGUGCCGGUGGUAUGAAAGCUCACAUCUCAGGAGACAUCAUACUAGGAGGGCUUUUUCCUAUUCACAAAAAAAAUACAAAAAGUAAAUGUGGACUUAUAAAUAAGGAUCGUGGGAUCCAAAGAACAGAAGCCAUGUUGUUCGCCAUCGAUAAAAUAAAUCAAGAUCCAACCAUCUUGGGAAACAUAAAACUUGGAGCUAUCAUCCUUGACACAUGUUCUAGUGACAGCUAUGCCCUCAAUCAGUCCUUGGAGUUCAUCAGGGCGUCCAUUAAUACUGUAGACUCUUCAGCUUUUGAGUGCCAAGAUCGUAGUCAUCCCAAACUAAAAUUCAGUAACAAGGCCAUCAGUGGAGUUGUGGGUGGUUCCUAUAGUGAGGUUUCUCUGCAAGUCGCGAACCUUUUGAGACUAUUCCGAAUACCACAAGUCAGUCCAGCAUCCACAGGCACCUCGCUCAGUGACAAAAGUCGUUACGACUUCUUUGCUCGGACUGUUCCUCCAGAUACCUUCCAAGCUUUAGCGCUUGUGGACCUCGUACAAAGCUUCAACUGGUCUUAUGUCUCACUUGUGUCCUCUGAAGGUCAAUACGGUGACUCAGGGAUGAAAGCUUUCCAGCAAGAAGCACGUGCAAGAAACAUAUGUAUUGCUGUGAAUGACAAGGUCCCUCAUUCGGCUUCUAAAGAUAAAUUUGAUGAUAUUUUUAAGAACUUAUUAACCAAAUCUAAUGCUAGAUGUGUAGUUCUUUUUACCAGGGCAGAGGACUCGCGAGGUAUUUUAGAAGCAGCCAAACGAGCCAAUUCUGUUGGAACGUUUGCUUGGGUAGCUAGUGAUGGCUGGGGAACUCAGGAUAAGUUAGUUGAAGGAAUUGAAGACGUCGCUGAAGGUGCCAUCACAGUCGAGUUACAGUCCAAAGAAAUAGACGAAUUUGAUUGGUAUAUGCAAAAUUUGACCGCUUAUAACAACCAAAGAAAUCCUUGGUUUGAAGAGUACUGGGAAGACGUGUUCUCUUGUAAUCUCCCUCAUAAUGUCAAUAAUGAUAUCAACGCCACUCUUCUUGUAUGUUCACCAAAUCUCAGACUAGACGAAAGUGUCGGCUAUAAGCAGGAGUCUAAAGUACAGUUUGUUGUAGAUGCUGUAUACGCAAUUGCCUACGCCCUUCAUAGAGUUUGGGAAGACUUAUGUGCCCCUUAUGGAAAAGGUUACUGUGUAGAAAUGAGGGAAAUAGACGGCGGCACAUUCUAUCGAGAUUAUUUGCUUAAUGUAUCAUUCAUAG